AUGGGUUCGUGCAAUGGGUUGUUAUGUUUUUCGCAGUCAAGGUUUAAGAUUCGUUACAGAGACCACAUAUACCUGUUGAAUAGAGGCACUAGAGAAUUCAAGGAACUUUCAUAUGCUCCCUGCAGUAAUUACAAUGCUCCUCUGGUCGGACUAGGGUUUGAUCCCAUGAGUAAAGACUACAAAUUUUUUAAGAUUGGAUACUAUAAUAGGCUUGGAGAUAAACCCACAAUUUUGCAAACCGAUGUCUGGUUGUACUCGUUGAAUUCAAAUAAUUGGAGAAAAUUUGGAGAUAUCCCAAUCCCAGACCUAUAUUUUCUUGAUUCAUCAACGCCAGUUGUAAAUGCUACUAUUCAUUGGAUGAUAUCUCGGAAGAACAGUUUAGGUUCUUUAUCGUCCUCGAUCUUUUCUCUUGAAGUAGUAGAUGAGGUGUUUAGAGAGUUACCGCAACCUCCUGAACAUGGUUGUUAUAGAGAUAUUGCAGUGAUGGGAGGAUGCCUUUCUGUUUUCUAUGAAGGAGGUCAUGACUCAACUGAGAUAUGGGUGAUGAAGGAAUCGUCUUCCCCAAACCUAUUCUCUGACUCCCUUGUGAGCUUCGCUUUGCUUCUUGAAGAUGAUUGGACACCUUGA
This is a messenger RNA of Telopea speciosissima, 627 nucleotides long. Its product is annotated as F-box/kelch-repeat protein At3g06240-like. The transcript has a single exon. The record is from RefSeq and is a predicted model, not a curated record. Bases 1 to 627 code for a protein of 208 amino acids. Gene Ontology annotation, molecular function: protein binding. NCBI's taxonomy places the organism in Eukaryota, Viridiplantae, Streptophyta, Magnoliopsida, Proteales, Proteaceae.